CUCUAUCUUACUGUAUUUGAAAGAGGAAAGCCAGUGAGGACUUGUGAGCAAUCCGGCAGCUUCAGAAAAAUCUCCAUGCGAAAGGAUAAUCCAGAAUUCCCCGAAGAAGAACAUAGUGAAUGUUAAUCCAGAGGAGCUGUCGGAGAAUCCUGCUCACGGGGAGAUGAUUCCUCAUGAAGUCACUGGAUCCCUUGCAGAAAUCAAAUGUGACUUUCCAUUUAUCAGACUGAAAUCAGAGCCAGCCAGACAGUGAAGCAAGCACAGUGGAGGGGGGACGGCGAAAGAUGAAAUCCAACCAGGAGCGGAGCAAUGAAUGCCUGCCACCUAAAAAGCGAGAAAUCCCUGCCACCAGCCUGCCUUCGGAGGUGAAGCCGGUCCUGCCAAACGACAACCACCGUGCGGAUAACCUAGCAUGGCUCCCCAGCACACCCGGUGGCCAGGGUGGCCUGGGGGGUCGGCACCGGCCCGGGGGGACGUCGGUGGUGGAGGCAGGCUUGCAGCAGGGUUUGCACAAGUCGCUGUCUGCAGGGCUGGACUAUUCCCCGCCGAGCGCACCCAGGUCCGUUCCAGCCUCCACCACUCUGCCCACGGUGUACUCGCCCGCCCUCUCCCAGUCAGGGACCCCUGUUUCCCCGGUGCAGUACACGCACCUGCAGCACACCUUCCAGUUCGUCGGGCCCCAGUACAGCGGAUCGUACACCGGAUUCAUCCCCUCGCAGCUGAUUUCCCCAACGGCCAAUUCUGCGACCGGCUCCGUGGCGGGGGGCCCAAACGGCCCAACCACCCACUCCCAGCUGGAGGCUUAUUCCACUUUGCUGGCCAGCAUGAGCGGCUUAAGCCAGCAAGGGCACAAAGUUGAACCGCACCUGGUCAGGACACCUGGACUGAUCGCUGCCGGGUCUCCUCCACCCACCCAGCAGAACCAGUACGUCCACAUUUCCAGCUCUUCCCAGAGCGCUGUCAGAAAUGUCUCUCCUCCCACCAUCCCGGUCCCCCUGCACCCCCAUCAGACAGUGAUCCCACACACCCUCACCCUCGGCCCUUCCUCCCAAGUGGUGGUGCAGUACACAGACUCGGGGGGCCACUUUGUCACCAGGGAUCCCCCUAAGAAGCCCGAGAGCAGCCGGCUGCAGGCGAUGCAGGCAAAGGAGGUACUGAACGGCGAGAUAGAGAAGAGCCGGAGGUACGGCAUUUCGCCUUCUGCCGACAUGGGUCUAGUCAAAGCAGGCAAUAAACCCGCUCCCCAUCAUUACGAGACCAGGCACGUGGUAGUCCACUCGAGCCCCGCCGAGUACGGUGGGCGGGAUUCCUCAGGUGUCCGAGCCUCCGUCAUGGUGGUCCCCAACAGCAGCACGCCCACGGCGGACAUGGAGGUGCAGCAGGCCACCAACUGCGAGACCUCUCCCUCAGCCCUCAACGACAAGGGAAGCUUGCAUUUAGGAAAGCCAGCGCACCGGUCCUACGCCUUGUCUCCGCAGCAGGCUCUGGGCCAUGAGGGGGUGAAGGCGGUGGCCACGCUGUCCCCUCACACCGUCAUUCAGACCACCCACAGCGGCUCCGAGCAGCUCCCCGUCGGGCUGCCGGCGACAGCCUUCUACGCCGGGACCCAGCCGCCGGUGAUCGGCUAACCUGGGGGGCAGCAGGGAAAAAAAAAACCGCUGCCGCAGCACCUGGUGAUCCCUGGCGCCCAGUCCCUGCUGAUACCGGUCGGCGGAGCGGACGUCGAGCCGUCAGGAGUCGCGCCUGCGAUCGUCACGUCGUCUCCCCAGUUUGCAGCAGUGCCUCACACGUUCGUCACCACCGCCGUCCCCAAGAGCGAGAACUUCAGCGCGGAGCCCCUCACCACCCAGCCUCCCUACCAGGCCACCAUGGUGCAGGCGCAGAUCCACCUGCCCGUGGUGCAGUCCAUCGCUUCCCCCGCCGCCGCGCCUCCCACGCUGCCCCCCUACUUCAUGAAGGGGUCGAUCAUUCAGCUGGCCAACGGGGAGCUGAAGAAAGUAGAGGACUUGAAAACGGAAGACUUCAUACAGAGCGCGGAGAUUAGCAACGACCUGAAAAUAGACUCCAGCACUGUGGAGAGGAUUGAAGACAGCCAUAGCCCAGGCAUUGCCGUGAUACAGUUUGCGGUUGGGGAGCAUCGAGCACAGGUCAGCGUGGAAGUCUUGGUAGAAUACCCUUUUUUUGUAUUUGGACAAGGCUGGUCAUCCUGCUGCCCUGAGAGAACCAGCCAGCUCUUUGACUUGCCGUGCUCCAAACUCUCGGUGGGGGACGUCUGCAUAUCGCUCACGCUCAAGAACCUGAAGAACGGCUCUAUUAAAAAGGGCCAGCCCGUGGACUCAGCUAGUAUCUUGCUGAAGCAUUCAAAGAAUGACAGUCUAGCUGGAAGUAGACACAGGUAUGCGGAGCAGGAGAACGGGAUUAAUCAGGGAAGCGCACAGAUGUUAGCUGAGAAUGGUGAACUGAAGUUUCCGGACAAAAUAGGAUUGCCUGCAGCACCUUUGCUCACCAAAACAGAACCCAGCAAGCCCCCGGCAACGAGGAAGAGGAGGUGGUCGGCCCCCGAAACACGAAAACUCGAGAAAUCAGAAGAGGAGCCACCUUUGACUCUUCCCAAGCCUUCUUUUAUUCCUCAGGAGGUUAAGAUUUGCAUCGAAGGUCGAUCCAACGUAGGGAAGUAAAAGCGGUUUG
Opisthocomus hoazin is the source of this 2688-nucleotide messenger RNA. Lineage: Eukaryota; Metazoa; Chordata; Aves; Opisthocomiformes; Opisthocomidae. The record is from RefSeq and is a predicted model, not a curated record.